AUGCCAGGAAUUAGUGCAGCAAAGCUGGCAGCAUUGCCUCCGUUUGCAUCCGAGCAUAUUAUUGUCGCUGAAAGUUUCAACGAAAAGUCUACUAAUGCUGUCAUGAUUGAAAUGAUUCGUUCCUCUCUGCCAAACGCCACUGUUACCAGCGUUCACAGAAGGUUUUUCAACCAUCAACGUGGUGCCGAGUUGGUGGCGCAACUAGCAAAUGCAGAAAUAUCAAACUGCGACAGUGUUGUGCUCCAGAAGCAGUUUUGUAUGCAGAGCUGUUCUGCUCUGAUCAAGUAUGUGGAGCAUAUCCAAAACAUUGUGUUUGCCUCAAAGACGCUGCAUUUUGUUUAUCGCGACAUUGAGAGGAUGUGUCUUUUAGACGUUGGUUCAUGGAAAAAUCUCGAAAUAGACAGUAAUUUUCCUAGAAAGGAGCGGAAAUCACUACUCGCCAUCGUCGAUGAGACUCAAACCGCUGGAGGUGCACGCCUUCUACGCUCCAAUCUCCUCCAGCCUUCUGGCGAUCAAGUGGUCAUUGAAGAAAGACUUGACGCUGUUGAGGAACUUGCUGAUAAUCCACAUCUUGUUGAGAAAUUACGUCAAGUUCUGGGUUCUACUUGUGAUUUGGGUAACUUAUUCAACGUGUUCAUAGGAUCCCCUAGGGAGCCUACUGUUCAAAGUGCCGACUUCAAUUUGACUCAGUUGCUUCGCUUGAAGCAAGUGCUGUACAUUGUAAGGCCGCUUCAACAGCUGAUGAAGAAUUUCAAGUGUAACUUGUUGAAAAAGAAAAAUGAGUUGCUGACUGAUGAAAGAAUCGAUACGAUUCAAAAAAUACUGUACGAUCGGUUUCAAGAUGAGGCCAUGUUCAGCAGCAAGAAAAGUUCUCUCAAUGUGCGACACAGGAAGUGUUAUGCCAUCAAGGAAGGUAUCUCUGUCAAUCUGGAUGUUGCCAGGCGAGCAUACGAAGAACUCCUUCAAAAAGAACUGUCCGAACAUCUCCCAGAGCAGAACACUCGAUUAGCUUAUUCCGCCUCUCGAGGGUUUCAUUAUGUGUUGGUGUGUGGGAACCCAAGUACCGUUACCUUGCCUCCGAUCUUCAUCAACAUCACUCGUAACAGGUCGUCCGUCACAUUUUCAUCCAGGAACUUGCUUCGUUAUAAUGAUAGAAUAGAACAAUCUGUAUCAGAAGUAAUGAUUGCUACGGAUAUUGUCGUUCAGACUGCUAUCAAAGAGAUACGUCCUCUGAUUGCUGUCCUUUAUCAUAUUAUGGAUUCUAUUGCUACGAUAGAUAUGUUGUGCAGUUUUGCGGUUUAUGCCAGCAACAGGGCUACAGUUCGUCCGCGCUUCGGAAACAGUAUUAUUAUAAAUGAGGGCAGGCACCCACUACUUGAUUAUUCCAUAGGAGAUCAAGCAGUUCCAAAUGACACGUAUCUCACCAUGGAUUCGCGUGUUGUCAUCAUAACGGGACCCAACAUGACCGGAAAAUCAACGUAUCUGAAACAAGUUUGCCAGCUGUGCAUUUUAGCACAAAGUGGUUGCUUUGUUCCUGCGAAAAUUGCCAUCCUUCCCGUGUUUCUCCGGAUCUCUUCUCGAGUUGGCCACAAUGACAAUCUGACUAAAAACCUGUCGGCAUUUGCUGUUGAAAUGGACGAGAUGGCUCUUAUACUACAGUAUUCAGAUGACCGUACACUUCUUGUCAUUGACGAAUUAGCCCGAAGUACGUCUACAGAAGAAGGCAUUGGAAUAUGUUACGCAAUCAUCGAAAAGCUAAUCAAACAAAAAACGUACACGAUCUUUGCCACGCACUUCCUUGAUCUUGCAGCACUGGAUGUUAGCUAUUCUGCUGUUGAAAACUUCCAUUUUCCGUCCCAGGUCACCUAUGUCAAUGGUCAGGAGCAGCUGUGUCCUAGUCAUAAACUACAUAGGGGACCCUACAACGGACCACUGUAUGGCUUUGAACUCGUGGAGCUGUCCACAUUUCCUGAAGAGGUGACUGAAUCUGCUCGUAAAUUAGGCCACUAUUUGCACGAUGAAGCUGCUGACAAAAGGGUGAUGAAUGCCGACACGCUGAUCCAUCGCGCGUUGAGUAGAAGCGCCCAUCAUUUGCGUCAGAUAGUUGCUUCUAGGAAUAUAGCUACGGAAGAAUGUCUAAAG
Ostertagia ostertagi is the source of this 2142-nucleotide messenger RNA. The record is from the annotation of a GenBank genome assembly. NCBI's taxonomy places the organism in Eukaryota, Metazoa, Nematoda, Chromadorea, Rhabditida, Trichostrongylidae.